Molecule: messenger RNA, 969 nt
Organism: Cervus elaphus (red deer)
Lineage: Eukaryota; Metazoa; Chordata; Mammalia; Artiodactyla; Cervidae
Product: zinc finger protein 433-like
Exons: 4
Coding region: 1-969 (322 amino acids)
Biological process (GO): regulation of transcription by RNA polymerase II
Molecular function (GO): RNA polymerase II cis-regulatory region sequence-specific DNA binding; DNA-binding transcription factor activity, RNA polymerase II-specific
Source: RefSeq, a predicted model, not a curated record
AUGAAAUGUCACAUUGAAGACAAACCAAGAGAUCAUCGAAAAUACCCUCAGAAGGUAUGUAAAUGCAAAGAAUGUGGGAAGGUAUUCUUUUCUCCCACUGCUCUCAUAACACAUGAAAGGAGUCACACUGGAGAGAAACCCUAUGAAUGUUUACAAUGUGGAAAAGUUUUUUUAUAUCAAAACUCUUUGCAACAACACAAAAGAACUCACACAGGGGAGAAACCCUAUGAAUGUAAGAAAUGUGGGAAAGCCUUCUUUUGGCUUAGAAGUCAUGAAAGGAAACACAAUAGAGAGAAACCCUAUCAAUGUAAGCACUGUGGAAAAGUCUUUAAAAGUCCUGAAAGUGUUCCAGUACAUGAAAGAAUUCACAUGGGAGAGAAACCCUAUGAAUGUAACCAGUGUGGGAAAAACUUCAAUACUUUGAGUUCCUUAAAAGCACACAAAAUAGUUCACACAGGAGAGACACAAUAUUGCAUGCAGUGUGGGAAAGCCUACAGAUUUAAGAAUAGCCUCCAGAAACACAUGAUAAGACACACUAGAGAUAGCCCUUAUAAAUGUAAGGAAUGUGAGAAAGCAUUCAUUCAUUUCAGUUCUCUUAAAAUACAUGAAAGGAGUCACACUGGAGAGAAACCCUAUAAAUGUUUACAAUGUGGAAAAGUUUUUCAAUAUCAAAACUCCUUCCAAGAACACAAAAGAACUCACACUGGAGAGAAACCUUAUGAAUGUAAAGAAUGUGGGAAAGCCUUCAUGUGGAAACACCUCGCGGUCAGUAACAUAUCUGGGGAUACCCAGAGUCUGGAUUCUUCUGGGUCCUCAGUACCCUCGGGGUCUCAGCGGAAAGGUUGGCCCCCGACUCACCUCCUGCAGCCCUUCUUCUCCCUCCGAUUGUGUGGUGACAUUGUGCGCGGUCUUAGGAUGACUACGGGGACUUUUCUCCAGGGUCUGGACGUGGGAUUAGCCGUUGUCUGA